UCUUAGAAGGUCGUUUGUUUGUGUGAAGAUUUUCUUAUCUGGGAUCUCUCUAGAGAAAAUAAAAAUUACUAUGAUCUCUCUCUUCCUCUCUCUAGAAACUCAAUAUUCGUUCCCUUUCUGUUGUGAGAGAGAGAGAGACUGGCUCAGCAGAUCGAAAAUUAUUUUGUAUUCCUUCACCUGAUAACGCUCUAAGCUCUUUCAAUGGUGUUGCAAUAACACCCACUUUCUUUUCCUCUCCUCUCUUUUGAUUAUUGGGAUUUAUUAUAGUUAUUAUUAGUGGCUUCGACAGAGUGAGCCGUGGACUCCUGAAUCGUUCGAGAUAUGUAGUCACUGUCGAUUGAUUAAAUCUAUUGGGGGAUACUUUGAGGACUGCGAUUUCAGGAUGUGGGUCUGAGGAAUGGGAACAAAGGUGAACUGUAAGAGCUCACUUGCAGGAUAUCACUCAAUGAGGGAUCUUAAUGAGGAUUCUGAUGGUUGUAGCCGGCCCAUGUAUUAUGGAGAUAAAACCUUCACAAAUACAAAUGGGCACUACUACAAUGGUUUCUUGCCGAGGGCCAUUCCGAAUGGUUAUGCAGGGUAUGAUAAAGACACGGUGAAACGGACAAUGCUUGAGCAUGAAGCCAUAUUUAAGAAUCAGGUGUUUGAACUUCACCGUCUAUACAGAAUUCAAAGGGACAUGAUGGAUGAAAUUAGAAGGACAGAACUGCAUAGCAAUGGGAUACAUGUUGAGACUUCAUUGUCAUCAAGCCCCUUAGCAUCUCGAAUGGCUUCUGAAGAUGCUCGGAAAUGGCAUAUUCUUAACUUCCCCAUGGCAAACUCUGCUUGUGCUAGAACUUCUACAUCAGGUGCUGAAGAUAUUCAUUCUCCUUUCAGUUCUUUGAAAGGGAACAGUGCACAAGCCUGUCAAUUUUCAUCUCCAAAUGGAUGUGGUUCGAAGGAAGCUGAUGUGCUAUAUUCCAGGCCCUCAAAGGUGAGAAGAAAAGCGUUUGACCUCCAACUUCCAGCUGAUGAAUACAUCGAUACUGAUGAUGGGGAUCUGUCAAGGGAGGACAAAAAAUCUGGUAUCUCGAUUCCUAAUGGGAUUCAUAAAUUUUCUUUCGAGAGGAGGGUAGAAGAUUUUUGUGGAGAUGAUAGGAAGAGUAGCUUCCAAGGAAAUGCAGUGAGACUUGAUUCGCGUUUAAGGAACGCAAAGGGUUUGGCUGACUUGAAUGAGCCUUUUCGGCAUGAAGAGCUGCAUACUUCUACAUAUGUUGACCAUUUGGGCCAUACCUCCAAUCAUGUGGAUAUGAAACACCCUGAAUUGCCUGCUAAGCCAAUGUCACAGCUUUUAGGUUUGCCAAAGGAGAUUUCACUUAAGUCCCUUCAAGGAAAGAAUAAUGGUAUUCUGAGCGAUUUGAGCUUGGAAAAUCAUGGAAAGAGUUGGUCUCGCCACUUCCUUACAGCAGGUAAUUGUAAUGGUUACCUAAAGCCUGAUUCUCAAGGCUAUCAACCAGAGAAAUUGCCGGUAUAUUCCCAGCCACUACAAGCUAUUCUUACUAGAACUCCUGAGACUCCUGCCUUUUUUCUAACUAAACAAAGCAAGGCAGAUCAAUGGAAAGAGGGAAGUGUUUGUGGUUUAGAAAUCCUGGAAAGAAGUCAUGAACUCUCGCAAGAUAAAUGCCCAGAAUCAGCAACAGCUUCCCCCAUUCCUAGUUUGUAUCCUGCUGCUGCUUCUGAAGAUUUGGCCAAGGUCUGGAGCACCUCUGCUUCAUCCUGGCAGAAUCCUGGUAUUAGCUUGAGCCAGAAGUCAAUAUCAGUUCAAACUCGCCCAUAUUUGAACUCAUCUGCUUCCUUGAAUAAGAAUCCAGGGUCAUCAACUCAGAGCCAUGCAAAUUUUGGGGACAGGUGGCAUCAUAAUAGCAAUAACAGCAACCCUCAAUCCAACACGAGUUUUGUAAGCGAAUUAUCUAACCAAAAUGGGUUUUACCACGGAUCCUCAUCACAGUCCAAGGAACUACCAGUUCGCCACCCAUCAAUAGUCUAUGACAAUCAGAACUGCGGUACUGAUAAUAGCGUAGCCUCUGAGCAGUUGAUCAAUCAUGGUUCAGCAAAUUUCAACGGAAGCCCAAAUUAUGUGGACAUAAGGUCUUCUAAGGAAGUUGAUUUGAAUGUGGCACUUUCAAACAACUCAGCCUAUGAGCCAGUUCACCAGCAAGGCCUUGAGCCUUCUGAUGGAGAAAGAAAGCAUGAGGAACAUCUUGCAUUGUUGCCUUGGCUAAAAGCUAAUUCAGGUUGUAAGAAUGAGUCCACGAUUUCGGUCGGGGACUUGAACACAGGGAAUUCGAGUUUUUUGCAAUCUUCUCUCAGUCAGUUGUCUGCAAAAGAUACAACGGGAAAGUGUCCUAAUGGACUGUCUCCUCAAACAAUGAAGCCACUCUCACCUUCCAAUGUAGUUGAGGCUGGUAGGAUUGGAACAGUUGAAUGCCAACAUUAUAGAAAACUUCUUCCGUUUCCUAUAUCUGAAACACCUCAAAUUUCUAAAACAGAGUCUUCUUCGCUUACUUCCCCUUUUGUACCCCAUCCUCAGCAAUCUGAGAGAGGAGUGAGAGAUUGCAGCUCAGUUUGCAGGAAGAACAUAACUUUUGAUAUCAACUUGCCUUGUGAUUACACUUUUCCUGAAUUGAGCCAACAGAUGGUAGAAGAUAUUACCAUCAAUGAUAAGGGAGCAGAAAACAAAGUUGCCAAUUUAAGACAACACAUUGAUUUGAAUUCUUGUAUUAGUGAGGAUGAUGAUUCUUUGAUGCCUUCUGUUCUCAGCGGCGAUGUGAAGGUUACUGUGGGGUUAGAUUUGGAAUCCCCUGUGAUUCCUGAGACCGAAGAGGAUGUCAUUCCUGGAAUUGAAUCACCAGAAAAGGUGAACGGGGCGCCUUUAGGAUUUCCACAAGAAAAGGCUGAAAGCCCACGGGUUGAGCUGAUAAAGACAGCAGCCGAGGCAAUAGUUGCCAUCUCUUCACUUGCUCACCAGAAUUAUAUAUGUAAUGUCACUUGUGAUCCAUCAGAAUCUUCUAUGGUGGACCCCCUUCAGUGGUUUGUGGAGAUUGUUUCUUCUUGUGGAGAUGAUCCUGAGGGCAAGUUUGAUGCUGUGUUGAGAGGCAACAAUUUUAAAAAGAUUGCAGACUCUUCCUCCGAAGAAAUUGAUUACUUCGAGUCCAUGACAUUGAAAUUGACAGAGACCAAAGAAGAAGACUACAUGCCCAAGCCUUUGGUUCCGGAGAACUUAAAACUUGAAGAAACGGGAGCUACUUCAUUGGCUAAUCGACAACGAAAGGGCCAGGGAAGGAGAGGUCGGCAGCGUAGGGACUUCCAAAGAGACAUUCUUCUAGGUAUUGCUUCCCUAUCAAGGCACGAGGUUACAGAAGAUCUUCAGACAUUUGGAGGACUAAUGAGAGCAACUGGCCAUUCAUGGCAAUCAGGAUCGACAAGGAGGAUCUCCACUAGAAAUGGUUGUGCAAGGGGGAGGAGGCGAUCAGCGGUCAGCCCCUCCCCUGGUCUGACAACCCCUGCUUGUACCCAACUAAUUCAGCAGCUUAAUAAUUCUGAUGUGGGACUGGAGGAUAGAAGCCUAACAGGGUGGGGAAAGACAACUAGAAGGCCCCGCCGGCAAAGAUGCCCUACAGGUAAUCCGCAGACACUCCCUGUAACCUAGUAACUUAAAAAGAGAAUGUUAUAGAGGGCAGUAGGGGGUUGUUUCUAUGGCUUUGGGGAUUCAGGAUGUAGUAAGAGCCAUGGUACAUCCUUGUACAUUUGUUAGCCCUAAUUUGGCAAGCUUCGAUCAUCUUGAUGUGGGUGGUUUGCCUACUUUGUAUUAUUCAUGAACAAUGUUGAAUGAUUUUCUACAGAGGAUUAUAUAUCAAGUAUUUCUUCAAUUUCGUCCUAAA
Messenger RNA from Tripterygium wilfordii, 3917 nucleotides. RefSeq lists its product as uncharacterized. The record is from RefSeq and is a predicted model, not a curated record. Lineage: Eukaryota; Viridiplantae; Streptophyta; Magnoliopsida; Celastrales; Celastraceae. The transcript has 4 exons. Bases 398 to 3685 code for a protein of 1095 amino acids.